GAAUUUCAUUAAUUUUAUAUGUUUUUUUUAAUAUCAAGCCUAAUCGUACCUUUAAUAAAUAUUGUAGUGUGAAAGUCAAAAACCCAUUUAAUUGUGUGUACACAUAAAUAUUUACAAAUUGCAAUUGAAUCAUGCGUUAGUACUGUUCUGAAACAUAACAUGUUUAAUUAUUAGUUUUCAAAGUUUUUUACGUCAGUUUUACUUUGUCGAUUUCACGUUAGUCUUAUACAAAAAUCGAAAAUGUUGCGUUGCAUGUCUUCGGGUAUCGUUAAGAUUUUGCGUUCUUCUCAAAGGCUGCCUGCUUUGGUAAUUUCCCGUAAUUGCAUGCAUAUGCACGAAGAAGAACCGGAACAUAUUUUUUCAAAACGUUUUGAAGAUUUCUUUAACCGUUGCGAAAUCGAUGGCUGGGAUUUGCGUCAAGGCAUGAAUGAUAUAUUGGGUAGUGAUGUGGUUCCCGAUCCCAAAAUAAUUGAAGCUGCAUUGCGUGCUUGCCGUCGUGUCAACGACAUAGCUCUAGCUAUCCGGUGGUUGGAAGCAUGCAAGGAUAGAUGUGGCGAUAAGGUAGACCAAAUAUAUCCAUAUUUAAUAGGUCACAUACGCCCAACACUAAUCGAACUUGGUAUUCCAACUCCAGAGGAAUUGAAUUACGAUAAGCCUGAGUUGGCUGUAAAAUCAGUAUUUGAUAUGUGAACUAAUAAAUCUGAGUAUUGAUAAUUAAAACAAGAUUUUUAUCAUUAUA
Messenger RNA from Zeugodacus cucurbitae (melon fly), 739 nucleotides. Its product is annotated as cytochrome c oxidase subunit 5A, mitochondrial-like. The transcript has a single exon. Gene Ontology annotation, biological process: mitochondrial electron transport, cytochrome c to oxygen. The coding region runs from base 241 to 690 and encodes 149 amino acids. Gene Ontology annotation, cellular component: mitochondrial inner membrane. The record is from RefSeq and is a predicted model, not a curated record. NCBI's taxonomy places the organism in Eukaryota, Metazoa, Arthropoda, Insecta, Diptera, Tephritidae.